Cuculus canorus (common cuckoo) is the source of this 1901-nucleotide messenger RNA. It is a transcript of the gene CX3CR1, whose product is annotated as C-X3-C motif chemokine receptor 1. Gene Ontology annotation, molecular function: chemokine receptor activity. The coding region runs from base 306 to 1466 and encodes 386 amino acids. Gene Ontology annotation, cellular component: membrane. Gene Ontology annotation, biological process: immune response; G protein-coupled receptor signaling pathway; chemotaxis. The transcript has 4 exons. The record is from RefSeq and is a predicted model, not a curated record. Lineage: Eukaryota; Metazoa; Chordata; Aves; Cuculiformes; Cuculidae.
CAGAAUUUCACAAGGCACCAGCAGGACUGAAGCAGAGCACGUUAAUGCUUUCUCAGCUCAGCCCCAAAGCUCAGCCCAGGAAGCUGCCCUGACAAAGUUCACAUUUCAUAGGGUAGGCAUGAGCACUAAAGAAGAGGAAAUAUACAUUUAAGCCCAAACAGGCUUGACUUGAAGAAAACACUGAUUUUCGAUGCAGCUAUGAAUUAAGAGAAUACAAAAGAAAUCUGAAUGCUGCUUAAGAAGGAAAGGUCUGGGAAAAAGAAAUACUGAGGAAGAGCAGGAUGAGCGGUGGUGGGAGGAUAUGAAUGUGUGGCUGGCGAUACACAAAAUCCAGAAGUGAAGAAGCCACAGGCUGUGCCAGCAAUUUCAAAUGCCUACGUCUUUUUGCCAGAAAAUUCAGCAUGACGGAAGCAUUCACGGAAACGACAGCUGAAUACACUUAUGAUGAAAAUGCUUUUACCUGCAAUAAGACUGAUAUCCAAGAAUUUGGGAGACUAUUUCUGCCAAUAUUUUACAUUUCAGUCUUUGCUCUUGGCCUCACAGGCAAUCUAAUGGUGGUUUUUGCCAUUGUGAAAGAAGGCAGUAAAAAAAGCAUCACUGACAUCUAUCUCCUGAACUUGGCUAUCUCAGAUCUUCUCUUCGUGAUCUCCCUCCCUUUCUGGGCUUCCAACACAGUGCGUGGAUGGACCCUCGGGACUAUUCCAUGCACAGCUGUUUCCUCACUGUAUUAUAUCGGUUUCUUUGGGGGCAUGUUCUUUAUCACUGUUAUCAGUAUUGACAGAUACUUGGCCAUUGUCCGGGCAACGUAUUCUCUGAAAUCCAGGACAGUGAAACAUGGCUUUCUAAUAACCUUUGGAGUAUGGGCAACAGCAGUUUCAGUUUCAGUGCCGCAUUUUGUGUUCUCCCAGCUGGUAGAAAAUGACUGCAUGUCUGUCUUCCCUCAGGAGCUGGAGAACAUUUGGCCAGUGGUCUGCAAUGUAGAACUGAACACCAUUGGCUUUUUCAUCCCAGUUUGUAUCAUAUGCUAUUGCUACUGUGGGAUCAUAAAAACCCUGCUGUCCUGCAAAAAUCAGAAAAAAACACGAGCCAUAAAACUGAUCUUAAUUGUUGUGGUCGUGUUUUUUCUGUUUUGGUCCCCCUACAAUGUACUGAUUUUUCUAGAAACUUUAAAGCACUAUGAGUUAUUCACAAAUUGCAACCAAAUUAAAUCAUUGGACUACGCAAUGCACCUGACCGAAACCAUUGCAUUUAGUCACUGUUGUCUCAAUCCUCUUAUCUACGCCUUUGCUGGGGAAAAAUUCAGGAAAUACCUUUAUCGAGUCGGCUUAAAGUACUGUCCAUGCCUGUGUUUCUGUGGCCCCUGCAAGCGCUACCAGGUCACCUGUUCAGCUAGCUAUGCAGAAAGCAUCGUGAACAGCAACAUAACCCUGAACACCAGUGACCAGGAUGCCUCUGUCUUCGUCUAAAAGGUUCUGUGAAGAAGAAAUGUAAGUAAAUAUAUGUUCUGCAGGGCUAGACACCACUGUGACAUUGACAUUACCUGUAGGAAGAGACAGCCACGCUGAGUUACUCCUUAAGCAUUAAAUAUUCUAAAACAUUAAAGAUUUUAAAAACAUACUAUAUGCCAAGGCUGACCGUGGAAUUGCAUUAAGAGAGAGGAAGAGGACAAGGAGAAAUGAAGGCAGAGCUCCGGCUUAGAACAGGAGGCGGAGAAGAAUUUAACGAUAGGAAGCUCUUCAAAAGUUUCAGACCGAAACUUGUUUUCUAAGGGGAGAGAGUUCUCUGUAAUGAAUAAUAGCUGACUGUUAGCAAAAGGGAAUAUUUUUAAUAGUAAAAGGGUGUAAUUUUGAUGCUAUACAUCCAUAUGGAAGUUAUUUUGGGGUUGUUGAGUGUGAUGAAUG